AUGGAAUGGUUCAACAAAUUGGAAGGAGAACCAAAAACGAAAGCAUUAGAAUUAAUGCAGACUGGAUGUCGAGAACUUCUAAAAAUCAUACUUGGGGAAGACAAAGCUAUUGAAGUUAAAAACAUGAAAGAAGCUGGAACUGAUAUAAAUUUAAUAAGUAAUAAAAUAAAUGAAUGGAUUAAUGAAUUGAGUGAAUCUAGCCAUUUACGAAAAUUGGCAGAAGAAUACAAGCCUGUUUGUAGACAACUUUUUGGGGUUGGAGAGAGAUCUGUGAGCAGAAAGAGGCGUUCCUGGAAGGAUAUUUAUGGGAAGAAGAAGUUAAAUAAUAGAUACGACGAUGAAGAGGAGGGAGAGGAUGGAGGAUACUCAAACCCGAGAGUGUCUAAUAUUGAAGAUAAUGAAGAACAAACACAGACGGAUAUUGGGUUAGUUUUUUGGAUUUUUGAAAGGUUAAGGCUUCCUUCCAAUUCUAUGAAUAUUUUUCCUUUUUUGACUGUGAUUUCUUAACUUAAAAAGGUAUCUAAAAACGAAAUCAGCCAAUAAGAUACCUUAACUCGCGUAAAGUUUCUAAUAGAAUACCGAGUCACUUUCAAAAGGGGUAUUCUAUUAGUGAAGGCAUUAUAGUGGUUGGGGAGGGGGUUAAUAUAUUUUAAUUGUACUGAUAUUAAUAUUAAGGUUGUCGUAUC
Messenger RNA from Meloidogyne enterolobii, 686 nucleotides. Lineage: Eukaryota; Metazoa; Nematoda; Chromadorea; Rhabditida; Meloidogynidae. The record is from the annotation of a GenBank genome assembly.